Messenger RNA from Boleophthalmus pectinirostris (great blue-spotted mudskipper), 5167 nucleotides. RefSeq names its product sulfatase 1 (gene sulf1). Lineage: Eukaryota; Metazoa; Chordata; Actinopteri; Gobiiformes; Gobiidae. Gene Ontology annotation, molecular function: N-acetylglucosamine-6-sulfatase activity; calcium ion binding; glycosaminoglycan binding. Bases 613 to 3978 code for a protein of 1121 amino acids. Gene Ontology annotation, cellular component: plasma membrane; endoplasmic reticulum; cell surface. The transcript has 20 exons. The record is from RefSeq and is a predicted model, not a curated record.
GACGAGCUGAAACGACUAAACAGGUGCUCUGCGUCCACAAACAGUCAGAAAUGUAUCCCUGUGCUAAGUUGAUGUUUACAAUUAUCUUUACAUAGAAAGUCUAGUUUUACAGCACAAAACAAGUUAGGGUGAGAUAGGUGUGUCAAGUGUCAUGGGUCAACAGAACCGGAAGAGGAACAGGACUGAUCACGUCUUUGUGGACAUCAAUUGAAAAACAUUACGCACCAGGUUGAUUCCAUGAGGACAACGCGAAGAAGCUCGACUCAAAGAUGGUGGAGGUUGCAGAGUGUCAUCACAUCGGAGAGAGGAUUAGAGGAGAGAGGUUGUCUCCCAGGAGCUGUGUGGUCGUGUCCCCCCCUCUCCUCCUUCACUGAGAGUCUUGAGCCCUAAAAGCUGAAGCAUAUUCUCUCUCUCCCCAUGAGAAGAGCUGGACCCGGCAGAGAAGCACCACGCGGACAACGCACAACUUGGAGCAAUCUCACUUGGGAAUCUUUCCGCUCCUUUUCCUUUCAGUUGACCGUGGCGAUAGGAGUGGCAGUGUGAGUUUGUGGUCUCCCUCCUGUGCUGCAAUAAUCCUCAGUUCUGCCCACCCUGAGAGCCAGCACGGGCACCAUGCUGCUGCCGUGGCUGGCCUGGUUGGCCCUGCUCGCUCUGGAUUGGGCCCCUGGAGGAUCUGCCUUCACCACCAGGCCCCAGGGGCUGAGGGGGCGCAUCCAGAGAGACCGCAGAAACAUCCGGCCCAAUAUCAUCCUCAUUAUGACAGACGACCAGGACGUGGAGCUGGGUUCCCUUCAGGUGAUGAACAAAACUCGUAAAAUCAUGGAAGAUGGUGGCACAUCCUUCACCAAUGCCUUUGUCACCACUCCAAUGUGCUGUCCAUCACGCUCCUCCAUGCUGACAGGCAAAUAUGUCCAUAACCACAACACAUACACCAACAACGAGAACUGCUCCUCCCCUUCCUGGCAAGCACAGCACGAGCCCCGCUCAUUCGCAGUCUACCUCAACAAUACUGGAUACAGGACAGCCUUUUUUGGCAAGUACCUCAAUGAGUACAACGGCAGCUACAUUCCUCCUGGGUGGCGCGAGUGGGUCGGAUUGAUAAAAAAUUCCCGCUUCUAUAAUUAUACUGUCUGUCGGAAUGGUUACAAGGAGAAACAUGGCGCUGAUUAUGCCAAGGACUACUUCACAGAUUUGAUCACCAAUGACAGCAUCAACUUUUUCCGCAUGUCUAAAAAGAUCUACCCACACCGGCCUGUGAUGAUGGUUAUCAGUCAUGCUGCCCCCCAUGGCCCGGAGGACUCGGCCCCGCAGUACGCCGAACACUUCCCAAACGCCUCUCAGCACAUAACUCCAAGCUAUAACUAUGCCCCAAAUAUGGACAAACACUGGAUCAUGCAGUACACUGGCCCCAUGAAGCCCAUCCACAUGGAGUUCACAAAUUUCCUUCACAGGAAAAGACUACAGACACUAUUGUCUGUUGAUGACUCGGUGCAGAAAGUUUAUGAGAUGUUACAAGAAACUGGAGAGCUUGAAAAUACCUACAUCAUCUACACAGCAGACCAUGGAUACCAUAUAGGACAGUUUGGCCUGGUUAAAGGAAAAUCAAUGCCUUAUGACUUCGAUAUCCGCGUGCCAUUUUUCCUUCGAGGACCCAAUGUAGAAGCAGGCGCUGUAAACCCUCACUUGGUGCUGAACAUUGAUCUGGCUCCCACUAUCCUCCACAUAGCUGGACUGGACACACCUCCAGACAUGGAUGGAAAGUCUAUCCUCAAGCUGCUGGAGCAGGACCGCUCUGGGAACAGAUUUAAACCAAACCGGAAACCCAAAGUCUGGCGGGACACAUUCCUUGUGGAGCGGGGUAAGAUCUUGAGGAAGAAGGAUGACUCAGUGAACACACAGCACACUAACAGCCUCCCCAAAUAUAAGAAGGUCAGGGAGACAUGCCAGCAGGCCGAAUUCCAGACGCCAUGCGAGCAGCCCGGGCAGAAAUGGCACUGUGUGGAGGAGAUUACUGGGAAGUGGCGCAUUCAAAAGUGUAAAGGGGGGGGCGUGAAAGAGGGCUCCAGGAAGAGGGUCCGCAGCCUGAAGCCUCGCAGCAGCUACGAGCACAGAGAGAGGGGUUGUGAGUGCGAUGCUGCCCUGCUCAAACCCACACGAGCAGACCGCCGAUCACAGAGGCAGUUCUCCUCUGGCCACCGUUUCCGGCCGCGAUUCGUCCACACUCGUCCUGCCAGGUCGCUCUCAGUUGAAUUUGAAGGUCAGAUUUAUGAUGUGGACCUCCAGGCAGAUGACCAGUCUGCUGUGAGGCGCAGGGUCAUCUCAAAACGCCACUACAACCCCGAUGACACCGCUCUGGAAACGGACGAUGGUUCAGAGGAGAUGCUGGCAGAUGACACCAAUGCUGUAGGAUACCCCAACUCAGUCAGAGUCACUCACAAGUGUUACAUCUUAAUGAAUGACUCUGUACAUUGUGAACGGGAAAUCUACCAGUCUUCUAAAGCCUGGAAGGACCACAAGACCUACGUGGAUCAAGAGAUUGAGGCCCUCCAGGAUAAGAUCAAAAACCUGCGUGAAGUGAGGGGCCACCUGAAGAGGACACGGCCAGACGAAUGUGACUGUGGCAAGAAGAGCAGCUAUUUUAGCAAAGGCAUCAGAAACAAGGAGAAAUUGAAGAACAGAAAAAAUCAACUUCACCCAUUUAAGGAAGCGGCACAUGAGGUAGACGCUAGAGUGCAGUUGUACAAUGAGAUCCGAAGACGCAAGAAGGAGAGGAAAGAGAAGAAGAGACAGAAAAAGGGGGAUGACUGCAGCCUGCCCGGACUCACCUGCUUCACACAUAACAAUGACCACUGGCAGACAGCGCCAUUUUGGACCAUGGGAGGAUUCUGCGCUUGCACCAGCUCGAAUAACAACACUUAUUGGUGCCUACGAACCAUCAACGAAACCCACAACACUCUGUUCUGUGAGUUCUCCACUGGUUUCCUGGAGUAUUUUGACCUCAACAGUGACCCAUACCAGCUAACCAAUGCUGUAUAUAACGUGGAUAGAGAUGUACUGAACUCUCUCCAUGCCCAACUGAUGGAGAUGAGGAGUUGCCAGGGAUACAAACAGUGUAAUCCACGUCCGAAAGGCUUGGACACAGAACACAACCCUUAUGGGACGGACGACAGGGUUAAGCUCCCCAACCUGACGGAUGAGGAGGUGAACUGGCAGGGACUGGAGGACCUUUACAGCAUCAACGACAGCCUUUAUGAACCCAGGCCUGACUACAGCCCCAGCCCGGACAACUGGGACAACUACGAGAAGGAAGUAGACUAUAUGUUUGCACUGCUACUUGACUUAAACAAACACAACCAAACCCAAACACUUGACGACUCCACCCUGCCAGAGCUGGGCUCCGGGGCCGGGGGAGGACUGGACGAGGGCAGUGGAGCUCUCUGGCCUGGAUUUAUUGCUGAGGUCCAGACCACGACCCUCACCCCAAGUACAACACUACCAGCUGCACAAAGCCCUAUUCCCCUACAGGACGACCCACAGGGAACUCUAGUGAAUGAGCUGCCAGAGAGCGGCCAUGCCAGCCCCUCUCCUCCUGUCAGGUCAGCUAGUGUGCAUAGCGCCCCCGUGUGGGUGCAGCUGGAGGACAUUGAGGGAGAGGAGGACUUUAGUGGAAAUGGACUGAUAGAGUUAGAGAUCAGACACGACCACCUACUGCGCACACAUAACAGCCUGCAGCCGCAGCCCCGGGGCCCACUGCCCCUGGUGGACCAGGAGGACAUUUUCCAGGCCCAAGGAUACCUCCCCUUCUCCCCUCAGACUGUAGGGCCUGCAGCGAAGGCCAGCGCCCCCUCUGGUCACACGAAUGCUCCGCACAGCACCCCCUCUGGACAGACCAGUGUUCUGCGUGCCGAUGGGGCCCUUCUCACUGUGGACUUUGAGGGCAGUGGCUCGUCCUCACAGCUCUCCAAUCAGACACUCUGAGGGGAGGAGCAUGUACUAAGCAGCCAAUGAGCCGCUUGUCACCAUAGAGACAGUGACCAGGAGAUGAGCUUGCCAAAGGCGAGUGAUGCACCUCAGUAAGAGUUGUAUAUUAAGUAUUAAAGUUAUUGUUUAUUUUUUUACAGGUGCCUACAUAUUAGUAAAACAGUGUUAUGUUUUCAAAAUAUAUAUUUAGAAAAGAAAGCCUUAAUGCAGCUAAAGAGAGUAUUGGGAUAAAAGAGGAUUAUUCCAUCUGAAAAACACCUUAGAUGUUUGAGUGGUGGGACCUGUGACUUCAGAAUAGUUCACUAUAGUUUGUCUACUUUCUCUGUCACAGAUGGUUCACAGAUGGACCACUCUCCGGUGGCUUCAAGGCAACAUCGCCCCCAAAUGCACUUUUCCACACAGACUCCAACGUUUGUGUCUUUGACAUAUUGUCCAGUGUAAAUUCAGAUUUUAUGAAAUAUUUUAUUUCUACUGACUACUUUUUAAAGCUACAGCAAGUGCUGGAGACAUUUCUAAAAAGGUUACAGAAUUAACAUAAAUAAUAAUAACGUUUUUUAUUUAAAAGACCUUUUAAACAUUUUAAACUAAACUAAUUAUUAUAACAUGCCUUUUCCUUUGUGAUGUUGUCAUAACAUUGGACAGUCAUGAAGUUCUAUAGGUAGUAUAUAAUAAUGCUUCAUGUAGUAGCACCUAUUUCAGGCAGGUCACAGAAAUGCAUAGCUUGAGCUUUUAUUUUGCAUGUUAGAGCACUAUUUCAGUAUAUCACUAAUUAGUUGCACCACUGCACCAGUUUGAUUUGCAGAGUUUGCACAUUGGUCACAUUCACAGCAGAUUUCAAUGUAAUGGUAUUGACCAUUAAUUAUCACAGUGGGUCACAUGGCAGAGGUUUGUUAUGUAACUUUUUUGGAAAUGCCACCAGAUUAAUCUAUGUAGUGCUUGAUAAUCCAGUGUAGUGUUGCAAAAGGCCCAUUCAUUUCAAAAGCAAAUGUUUUGAACUUAGUCUAUGACAGUGCUGAUGCAGUUGUAUGUAAAACCAACAUGCUAAUUUGUUUCAAUAAGCUAUGGAUUUUAUGGUGCGCCUACACAUGUGCCAUCUGGUUAAGUGGCUUUACAGAAACAUAUAAGCUGUCUAGAAUCGUGUGUUCAAAAGCCAUGAAGCUGAAAUAAACCCUUGCAACCUCCUAAA